Molecule: messenger RNA, 8112 nt
Organism: Biomphalaria glabrata
Lineage: Eukaryota; Metazoa; Mollusca; Gastropoda; Planorbidae
Product: leucine-rich repeat serine/threonine-protein kinase 1-like
Exons: 32
Coding region: 1-6222 (2073 amino acids)
Biological process (GO): protein phosphorylation
Molecular function (GO): protein kinase activity; ATP binding; protein binding
Source: RefSeq, a predicted model, not a curated record
AUGAAGUACAAUUUAACCAGUCCAACUGAAAGUAAACCUCAAGAAUUUCUGCAAUCAGCUGACUAUCAGAUCAACAUCCAACUGAAAGCAAACCUCAAGAAUUUCUGCGAUCAACUAUCAGAUCAACAUUCAACUGUUUUCAUUUUUCUCCACAAAUUUCGUCCUUUUAGUAAAGUAAAUACAGAAUCUGGAAAUAUUGAUAUUGUGUUUAAGAUUUGCAAGCUUGGGAUACUAAAUGCUUUAGAGCUAAUUCUAAUCCUUGAAGUAAUUGAUAUUAAUGAAGUACAAUUUAACCAGAAAACAUUGCUUCAACUAGCAUGUAAAAAAGGCAACAAGAAUGUUGCUCAAAUGUUGUUAAAAUUUGGAGCAACAGCAAAACCAGAUGUUUGGUCUCAAGAUUCAGAGUUUUAUCUGGCAUCUUAUAACGGACAUUUAGACAUCAUUAAAAUGUUAUUUGAAAAAUUCUAUGAUCUAGUUCAGGAGAGAAGUAUCUAUUAUUGUUUGUUCUAUGCUGCUUGCUUCAGUGGGAAGCUGGAUGUGGUUCAGAAGUGGUAUUUCCCAAAUAUGAAUCUCAAUAAAGUCAUUGAGUUUGUGCCAACAUUAACAGAUUGUGAAAAAUUCUAUCCUUUGUUUGCUGCUUGUGAAGCAAAACAUCUAGAAGUGGCAAAUUUUUUAAUAGAAAAUGGAGCUUCAGUAACAAAAGAGAUUAGUGAUCAAUUUCCAGAAUUUAUGACUCAGUUAAUACAAUCUAAGUUUCAAACUUCAAAUUUAAGAGGAAAACGAGAAUAUGAUUUGACUGAAAGAUAUCUACAGGCUGUUCAUCCACAAUGGUUCUUAGAAUCUAAAGACAAUACCAGUGAUAGGUCUGAUGUUACUGUAGAUAUAGACAUUAAGAUUAAUUUGUCACAAAACUUUCUCACGGACUUGCCAAAUGAAAUUUUAUGGAAUAUGAAAGGAUUAACAGUUCUCAAAGUGUCUCAUAAUCUACUCAGCAGAAUUAGUGGUUGCUCUGAUCCAUCUACAAUACAUCAAAAUUGUCUAACUGAGCUGGACUUGUCAAAUUGUAACCUCACAGAAGUCAGUAGUCACUUAUUUGAUCUACCUCACCUGAAGGAUUUAAAUUUGUCAAAUAAUCAAUUAACUUUUCUAGGAAAUGAACAAAAUUCAAACCAAGACUGGAAAUGCAUAAGGCUGACUCGUUUAAACAUUGCUGAAAACCAGAUUACACAAAUUCCUCCUGGAAUAAAAAAUUGUUUGCUAAUGAAAUACUUAGUUGCUUACAGUAACAAUAUAGACCAACCAUUUCCUCCUUGGCAGUGCCCAAUGCGAAUCCUUGAGCUAUCACAUAACAAAUUAACCAGAUUUUCUCCAAGUGCUGAUCAAUUUUGGGGUCGUACACUUCAAACUUUGAAAAUAGAUCAUAAUAUGUUAGAUGAGCUUACAGAAAGUGUUGUUAAAAUGAGUAAACUUGUGCAUCUCGAUGUAUCUCAUAAUUCAAUUCAAAAGCUUCCACCAAAAAAAAUAUGGCAUUGUCAGCUACACAUAAUGCACCUCAACAACAACAAUCUGGGUGUGAGCAGGCAGAGAACUCCACUGCAGAGAAAUAUUUCACUAAAUGUGGAUCAGUCAAGGGACUUUGAGUUUCCAGGAAUUGUAUUGAAGAAUAAUUUGAUAGAGUUAUCUUUAGCAGAAAACAAUUUGAAAGAAGUUCCAAGAGGAAUCAGUUGCUUAGAAAAUUUAUGCAUUCUUGAUUUAAGCAGAAAUCCAGAGAUUACAAGUUUGCCUGAAGAAUUGGGAACAUUGAAAAAUUUAACAUUGCUUAAUUUAAAAGGAGUAACAUUAAAAGAUAGACAAUUACAAGCUUGGAUUUCUGACAAUGAAAACAAUACUCAAGAAAUAAUUUCCUACCUUGAAAGGAAACUUAAAAAGUGUGUACCAGAUAACGUUAUCAAAAUGGUAGUGUUAGGUUGUAAGAACUUUGGUGGUCAAUGUCUUGUUGAGAAACUUAUCAGCGGACGUGGAAUGUAUGAUGACUGCACAUCAGUUAGUCAUCAGAAUAUGAAUAUGUCCACAUGGGAGCUCUCUCUGAAUAAUUCUUUAUUUAAAAACAUUUUCUCACAGAGUCCUAGAAGGACAAUAACAUUUCAUACCUGGGAAUUCCCAGAAAACAAAGAGACUCUGGCUUUGCUGCCAUGUUUUCUAACCCACAAUUCUCUAUACAUUAUUGUACAUGACUUUACUACAUCUGGAACUAUGUUGCAUCUUGUGUCAGAGAAGAUCUCAGUCAUUCAGUCAUGUGUUCAUCAUCCAGAGAUUAUCAUUGCCUGUUUGUGUCCACCAAAUAUUGAUCCACAUUGGGAAGAAGAACUGAAACGGGAAGCUACAAAAGAACGUCUAAGAUGUAAAUUUGUCUUUAUCAACUUAGAUGACAAUCAAACACUUCUGAAUUUGUGCCAGAAAAUCUAUGAAGCUUGCGAUCGGUUGAAAGGCUUAUCAGCUUUGGAAAAAGGUGUUCCCUCCCUUUUUGUUGAUGUUGCUAAAAGGACAAAGUUGAAGAAAGAUACAAACAUUUGUUCCUUGGAGGAUUUCUUGAAAGGAGUGGGCUGCAGCAAGCAGGAUUUAAACGAGGGUGUUCAAAAUGGUUUAAAAUUGCAUGAGCAUCUUCUGCAGGUUGGUGCAAUGUUACACUACAACUUGUACAGAGAAGAGCUCUCUCAAUGUGUUUUUUUAAAUCCAUCUUGGCUGUUUACUGUUAUGAAAGAUUUCUUAGAGUCACUAACUAGAAAUAAUAUAACUCUAACACACAUGACGAUUGAUGAUGUCAAAAAAAGUGUGGCAAAACAUUUAAAAGAAGAGUUUUUUGUUGCUUUUCUUCACUUGCUGGAAGCUUUUAAUAUUGGUAUCAGGAUAGUUGACAGUUACAAGAAAGAAAUUCUGAUCAUACCAUCUAAACUACCAACACAAGCACCUCAUAUACAACUGGAUCCCUACAUUGGAGGUUUUCGAGCUGUGCGCCUCUAUUGUGUGUCAGCCAUCCCAGCAGCCUUUUGGAGUCAGGUGAUUGUUCAACUAAUCACAGCCUUUGAAAGGUUUUCUUCUUCAAAGUGGAAAAUAGGAUCUCCAAUUAUUCCUCAAGAUCAUACAAAAUCAUUUAAAAUGGGCAGUAGAGUCAGCCUAAAAGGUUUGCACAUAUUAAAUAAGAACAUUCAGUAUUGGAGGACAGGCAUUAUGAUUAGUCAUGACCAAGGAUACCUCGUAGUUGAAGAAGUCUCUAGUCAUUUUUCAGACAGGGGUGAAAAAGGAAAUCCAUCCAUCUUAGUCACAGUUCAAACAACUGGCAGUGAUUCACGUCAAGCCAAUUUAAAGAAACUUUCCAUCAUUGGUAUAGUCAGAGAUGAAUUAGAAGAAAUUCUGGACAUAUUCUUUCCUAAGUUUCAUGAUCCUGGGGAAGAAGAAAUGAAACCAUACGCUUUGUGUCAGCAUUGCUUCAAACAUAUCCAUCCAUUUUCUGGUUCCAUUGUUGUUCCAGAUUUGCAUUUCUGUGUUCGUGAUUGUGCUCAGAUGAUUAUGUGGGCAGAGAACGUCACAUGUUCCAAAGGUCCUUCCUCACUGGAAGAAUUAGUUCCAGAGUUUUAUUUCUUUGAGCUCCCAGAAAAGCUGAGAUUAGAUUCUCAAUAUCUAGAGUUACUGGAUAGUACACUAGGUCAUGGUAUUGCCGGAACUGUUCAAAAGGGUAAAUACAAAGACAAAGAUGUGGCUGUUAAAUUAUUUCAUAGUCCAUCAGUCAGACCCCUGUCCUUGGAAGUAUCAGAUCCAUUGUACUAUAAUGCAAAGACAGCGAUAAGCAGGAUAAUUAAUCUUCGUCAGGAUCAAAAUGAAACAGAACAAAGAAAGAUCAGCAGUGCUUUUUGUGAUGUACGCAAAGAGGUCAAUGUCCUAAGUAAAUUAAAACACAAGUGCAUUGUGGAGUUUUUGGGUGUCUGUGUUAAGCCAAAGCUACUUUUGGUUAUGGAGUUGGCUCCCUUGGGAAGUCUGAGGUCAGUGUUGAAAAAUGAUUAUGAACGAAAUCCAGAUGACAAAAUUAUUUCUCGCACAGUUUUCAACAAAGAUUUAACAUACAAGAUGAUACUGCAGAUUACCCAAGGACUUGCCUAUCUGCACAGCUGCAAAAUUAUCUACCGAGAUCUCAAGCCAGACAACAUCCUACUUAUGUCCCUUGAUGUGACAGCACCUAUUAAUGUUAAACUUUCUGAUUACGGGAUAUCUAAGUUUGCUUCUGUUCAAGGCUUAAUUGGUUUAUGUGGUACGCCUGGAUACAUGGCUCCAGAGGUCUUGACGAAACAAAAAUACACCACAAAGGUUGAUAUCUACUCCCUUGCAAUAGUGAUGUUGGAAAUACUUACAGGAAUCUCACCUCAGAAUAAUGAACAGAAACCAAUUGUGUCUCAGUUAUCACAGUUGCUAAAAGAUGAUGUUGUACCACAUCAAAUCAAUGGUUGUACUCUGCAAUGCAAUUUCCCUUAUCUAGAACAACUCAUGCCUGAGUGUUGGAAUGUUAGAAUGGAGGAUAGGCCAACAUCUGAGGAAAUUAUCAAAAGGCUGAAAAACGACCAGUUCUUAUUGCUUCACAAUUCUUUGUGGCUUACAGAUAGACGUAACAGGCUAAAAAUAUCCUGUGUCUAUACUUGUGAGACUUCUGGUCGAUGGAACAUUUGGAUAUCAGAAUAUGAACUUCCAGACAUCAGAAAAUUUAGUGUUUAUGACGUGGAAUCAUCUAACUUUGUUGUAUAUAGAUGGCAUUCAGAGGGGAAAAAAGUUUUGUCAAUGGCCAAAGUCGGUCACAAAAUUUGGCUUGUUUGCCAGGGCUUAAGAUACAUUCAAAUAAUUGGCAGAGGAAACCAAAGUAAACUAGAAGUGUCAACUGGCUUUAACUUAGAUGCAGAGCCCUCUAUAAUUAUGAAUCACUUGUUUGGAUCUUCUGAGGAAAGUGAGUGCUUUGUACUGAUUGGCUUUGAAAAUGGAAAUAUAAUGGCUAUGUAUCACAGUAAUCCACUUCAGAAAUCAGCAGUCAUGUCUAUUCACAACUUGACUUUAGGAAAAAAUGUUCCAGUGGCUGACAUCAGUUCCAUUACUCUCAACUCUAUUGCUGUGGCAUGUGGCACCAAAGUUUAUUUCCUUGAUGUCAAGGCACAGGACAAUAAUGGGAAACUACCAGAAAUCAAUAACUCUGGUUUUGUUUGUCUACAAAAAGUGCUUAAGCUAGAAACAUACGAACCAGUGGCCGCCAUAGUGACUAGCUCAGCAGCAGUUUGGUGCUGCCUGGAAAAUAAAUCGUGGCUAGUGAAAAUCAAUGCAACCUCCAAGAUGGUGGAGCUCAUUGUUUUCUUGUCCUAUAGCAGCUUGAGAGAUGUUGUCAUUGUGAGGCAAAUACCUGAAGACCAUGUUGGGAAAACAAAUGCAGAAAUGCCUGAAAAUGUUUACCCCCAUUCUUCUGAAAAUGAAAGUUCUCAGAAGACUGAAAAUGAAACACUCUACGAUGAUGAAGAUUUGGACAACUAUGAAUCCGUUUUGAUAGCUUCUGGCAGUUUUGAUAGCUUUAAGCCUUCCCUCCCUCCAAAGGGAAAUUAUAAUCCAUCAUCUCCUGCACCACCUAUUGCAGUCAAACCAAAUGAUAGAGAAGAGCAGUUAAUUGCCACCAGCUUAAUUGUAUCAAGUGAUGUAUUGGUGGUAGGAACUAAUCUAGGUGCCAUGUUUAAUUUCCCAGUAAACUCUUUUCAGGAGGGUGUUCACAUUUUACAAUGUCCUCUCCUAAGACAUCCUACCAGUAAAACAGACAGCAGGACUAGAAGUGGCACAAUAAGAUCUUGCAAUGAGAUACAAGCAGAGACGACAAAGGUAGUUUCUUCGCUGCUGCUAGCUCAAGAAAAGCUUCUUUCCAUACUCACUUUUCCAGAGCAGGUGGAUUUACGAAGAUCUACCACAAAAAACCCGGAUAAGUCCAAAAGACAUGGUAGCCUAAUGACGACAUCAGAACAAGAAAUAGAGGAUGAUGCUGUAUUUAAUGAAAUAGGAACUAACAGCCCUUCAGAUAGAAACUCUGUAUCCUUUUUCUUUCUUGAAGAAGAGAGUGACAUCUCAGGAGUAGCUGACAUUGCUCUAUGGGACAAGAUUUCACUUGAACGACUGAACAUCAUUAGACAAUAUGUUCAAAGUUUAACAUAAAAUACAUUUAUAUUGUGUGUCUUAACAGUUAUAGCCUGUACUUUGAACAUUUCUUGCUAAUUAUGGGCAUUUGAAAAGUUUGAGACAAGUCUUGCUUUUUUUUGUUCUCAGACACUAUCAACCUGUACAUAUGAUUCUCUCCUCUCAUAAUAUGUUGAAGCUGUGUUCAUACAAUCAGUUUAUCUAUUUGUGAAACAAAAAUAAACAAUCUUCAAGAGUAAUACAAAUAUAUUUGCAAUAGAUCUUUCAGAGUAAUACUUAUGUAAGCCAACAUUAUUUUAAUUCUAGUUUCACAUAAAGAUUACGUCCGAAUUUUAUAUCAGAAAGUUGGGUUUUAUUGCAAUGCACUCUCUAGGUGAGUUUACCCCCCACUCCCCCAAUGUGUUUCUCAAUAGUUAAUGAGGGUGUCACGUGGCCAUCACAGACCAACCACCGUUACUUUCCACAACAAAUGUUAGGUGCAAUUAGAUUUGGGUGGACUCAGGAGAUCCUAACAAAAAUUCCCAGUCCUCUACAGGAUUUAAAUUUGAAACCCAUCAGUUUCUAAGCCAAGUGUUUUACCAUGAUGUCUAGAUGUUUACUAUUAGAGCUGAUAUCAAGAUAUAUCUGAAAAGCAAUAGACCUGUAUUUGUAUUUUGCAUUGAAACAUAUUGGCUAACAAAUGAAUUGAAAGGAUUGUCAAAUAGUAGCUUUAUUUAUUUGCCAUGUUUUACUUUUAUUAAUGCACACAUGUGAGAAUACUAUUUUAGCACAGUAUUACAAUGUGUACCCAUAGUUGGCAAGUACAGAAUUCAUAAAAAUAUUUCAUAAACCAGUGGUAAAGAAUUUUCAUUUGUCUUUAAAAUUUAGGUCACCAAUAUAUGGCAGAGUAUACUCUAUCAUCUAUGAUUAUUGUGUGAUUCUAAUAAUAGAAUAAUGUAUAACUACCCCGGUGAAUAACAAAUAGUUUGUUCACCCAUAAUCAACUGUAAAUCUUGUUAAUUAGACAAUGUUGUCUUCCGCUAAGUAUUUUUUUCAGCUAAGUAUUUUUUCCGCUAAGUAUUUUUUUUUUACUAAAGUGGAGUUAUUACUUUGUUGCUCAAAUGGAUAAACAAAUGUUGACUUGAAAGAAUGUAUGUAGUGUUGGUCAAUUUUUUUUUGGACAAAGUUCAGUAUUUUCUUAACUUUAGUUGUUAUUGUUUUAACAUGUACAUGCAUUAACAUGUACAUAGUGUAAAUAAACCACAGUUUUUUCAAUUACAUUUGGUUGUUGAAGUUGUAUUUCUUUUAAUAGGAGCAGCCAUUUUGGUGUCCAAUGCAUCAAGUAAAUGUGUACUUUUGUUUCACUUUAACAUGUUAAGCAGUUUUAAGUUUUUUAGAAGAAAACCAAAAAAAAAAGUUAUUUAUUUUCUAGUGAAAUUGUGUCAUUACAUUUUGUGCACAUUAGCAAUAUUUAAUUAAUUUUUUUUUCAUACACAUUAAUAAGGUUAGGUAAAUCACCAUUUUACUGUUAAAUGUUUUCUACUUAGUUAUCUCUCUUAGAAAGAGGUUUCGUCGGUAACACGAUGAUGAUUCAUAUGAAACAAUAUUGAAAAUUAUAGUUGAACUUUUUUUUAUUAACUUAAGGUAGGCAAUUCCAGCUGGGCCUACCAUCCAAAUAGUGUGAUUUAUGUCGCCAUGUCUUGCAUAACUACAUAACACUUUUAAAGGUUUCUUUGUAGAGUACGAAGGCUUUGUAACAAACUCUCUUCCGUCGCUUGCGUUGACUUGCGUGGUAGGCAAAACACUUCUCUCAAAUUACUCAGUAAGUGUUCCACCAAGAUUAAUAUUUAAUGCAUUUUUUUAGUCACUGCGUGGAUGUAGCAUGGUGAAAAGAUUGCUUUUUUUUUUUUUUUUUUUUUUUUUUUUAAA